AACGAACGAAAGGUGGUUGUCUUCUUUCCAGAACAAUCUAACGCUUUCUCGAACAUCUUCUUCUCUUCUCUCUGCGAUUGCGAAUGUGAGUUUUCUAAAUUUAUUUUUCCAGUCAUCAAUUUCUUCUAUUCGAACUUAUUUCCUGGGUAAAAUUUGGUCUUGCUCUGAGGUAUCAGAUGAGUAGCCGAUGGAAUCGUACGAUCUACGUUGGGAAUUUGCCUGGAGAUAUUCGCAUGCGUGAGGUUGAAGAUCUCUUCUACAAGUACGGUCCAAUUGUGGACAUUGAUUUGAAGAUUCCACCGAGACCUCCUGGUUAUGCCUUUGUCGAGUUUGAAGAUCCUCGUGAUGCAGACGAUGCAAUUUAUGGACGUGAUGGUUAUGAUUUUGAUGGGUGUCGUCUACGGGUUGAGAUUGCACAUGGUGGCCGUAGAGGUUCAUCAUCAGUUGAUAGGUACAGCAGCAGCUACAGUGGGAGCCGUGCACCUUCAAGACGCUCUGACUAUCGCGUGCUUGUGACCGGAUUACCGCCUUCUGCUUCGUGGCAGGACCUUAAGGAUCACAUGCGAAAAGCUGGAGAUGUCUGCUUCUCUGAAGUUUUCCGUGAUCGUGGUGGCAUGUCUGGGGUUGUGGAUUAUAGCAACUAUGAUGAUAUGAAGUACGCGAUAAGGAAACUUGAUGACACUGAGUUCCGAAAUGCUUUCUCUAGAGCUUAUAUACGGGUGAGAGAAUAUGAGUCGAGGAGUGUGAGUCGCAGCCCAUAUGAUUCUAGAAGUUAUAGAAGCAGGAGUCGGAGCCGUGGUCGAAGCUGUAGCUAUAGUAGCAGGAGCAGGAGUGUGUCACCUGCUAGAUCUGUUUCCCCGCGUUCACGGUCCCUUAGUCGUUCUCGUUCGCCAUACAGCUCUGUCUCAAGAUCUGGCUCACUGCUGCGAGCUGGGGAUUGGAUCUUAGGGACUUGAUGGGUCAUCUAGAUGGAUUCUUGGACUGGAUUUACAAAGCUGGAUUAGCAUGAACUUGAACUUCUGUUUUUCGGUUUGGUCUGGUCUGGUCUGGUACUCAGCGCGUAUCAGCUGGAGGAUCUGAUCGAAAAGUUUUGGAAUAUGAUUCCUCAAUAUAUUAUCUUUUUGACA
Messenger RNA from Arabidopsis arenosa, 1127 nucleotides. NCBI's taxonomy places the organism in Eukaryota, Viridiplantae, Streptophyta, Magnoliopsida, Brassicales, Brassicaceae. The record is from the annotation of a GenBank genome assembly.